Molecule: messenger RNA, 789 nt
Organism: Suillus paluster
Lineage: Eukaryota; Fungi; Basidiomycota; Agaricomycetes; Boletales; Suillaceae
Exons: 2
Coding region: 170-718 (182 amino acids)
Molecular function (GO): protein binding
Source: RefSeq, a predicted model, not a curated record
GACUGAUGUAUACAGGCCAAUCGAAAUCGGCACGAGGACGUGUCAAGCAGCUUGCUCGAGGAGGGGCGGUGGGGCGAGCCAGGGCAGGGUCGGCGAGCCAUGCCCGGGGAACCAAGAAACGAAAGAAGUAGCAUUUCAUGUUCAUUAUUGUUCUGGCAAUGUGCUUAUAAUGACUCUACCUGUUUGCCCUGACGAUGACAGGCAUACCCUUACCAUGGAUUGCAUCCUCGCAUUCAAUCUAAGUAGCAGUGCCAAUACUAAUGAUGACUGCUGCAAUGCCAUAUGCCAUAGCAUUUGCAAACAGAUGUGGUACUGGGUUAAAGCUAAUAUACAGGCAAAACACCGCUUGUGGGAGUCACUGCAGUUUUGCCCACUUCAACUAUUCAGAUCUCGAUGGAGUAAAUAUGUGAACGUGGAGGAUCGACAUGCUCAUGCAUGGCCACCAGUCCUGUGUGGUAGGAGAGUUACCUCGACAUCAAGCUUGAACUCGAUCGGGUCACAGUAUUUGUGUGACUGCGGUCGCCGACUCAAUUGCAACUUGCAACUUUGUACAUCACGACAGAAGAACAUGAAGCCCAAAGCUGAGUUCCAGUCUCUUGCUGAAGAACUUCAGUGUUUUAUUCUGACCUUCCUUCCUUACCGAGAUGUUCUUCGUUGUACAUCCGUGAGCUACAAUUUACAAAUCGAUGAUCCUGUCUUGGAUGGGACUUUAUACUGACGGUUGUCUUGCAGUUAUGUAAAGCCCUUCGCCAGACGUAUGUAUUAUCCUCCGACCUUCAGUAUAUCGUU